Molecule: messenger RNA, 781 nt
Organism: Talaromyces proteolyticus
Lineage: Eukaryota; Fungi; Ascomycota; Eurotiomycetes; Eurotiales; Trichocomaceae
Exons: 2
Coding region: 387-611 (74 amino acids)
Source: RefSeq, a predicted model, not a curated record
UCAACUAAGUGUUAAGCUCGGGAAAACUAGGUUCUUGGUAUGUUCCGAGAUAUCACCGCGCGUCCCGAGUUAUCCCCGUAGAAGCUAUUUGAGCGAAUCAAGAGCUGAAGGAAUAUAUGGAGACGAUUCAUAACCCUGUCCUUUGAUUCAAACAACAGCAUCGCAAUAAGUCACAGCCCAGCUGUGUACUCCUUGCUCGGUCAGUCUUGCUCGGUCGAUCCUUCUCGAUCAGUCAUCUUAAAGCCUUCACACCCUUAUCCCGGCGAUAAAUAGAAUUCAAAACCGAAGACUUCACGUCGCGUCAACGUUUGAACUGUUAGGUGGUAAAAUUUUGCACGCUCCUUGCAUAAUCACAGUCACACUCAAUCAAUCUCGUCGGAGUCAAUAUGAUCAUCACUCGCGGGUUUUCUCUGACGAAUUUUGUCAUUGCCAGUUCAGCCCUCUGUUUCCAAGUUUGUGUCUUAUAUCCCUGGCAUCACAAACUUGAGGAUGAAUUCAAAAAUUUAAAGAAUGAACAUCUCCGUCUUCUGAAGGAAAACGAAGAGAAUCGGUUAAAAGAAUUAAGGAGUAUCCGGGAACAUUUGGGUAAUUUCUACACUAAAGCUGAGUAGGAAUGUUUUCCUAAGCAAUGUGUAGCUGCUCGCUUGGGCGGCAUAGGAUGAUCACCACUUUAUGAUUUUAGACAUCAUGAAAGACUGUUUACGUUCCUAACAUACUACGUUUGAUGCCCAUUCUUAGAUCUCCUUAGCUAUACAAUACCACAGCUCUUUCUGAUACUUGA